Molecule: messenger RNA, 270 nt
Organism: Pseudozyma hubeiensis SY62
Lineage: Eukaryota; Fungi; Basidiomycota; Ustilaginomycetes; Ustilaginales; Ustilaginaceae
Product: autophagy-related protein 18
Exons: 2
Coding region: 1-270 (89 amino acids)
Source: RefSeq, a predicted model, not a curated record
AUGGAUAAUGGCGAGAAGGAAGGGUACCGCGAGGUCGAGACAGUGUUAUCUCAAAAUCUCCUUGCAUCGGGGAACUCGGCGCAUGGCGAAGACUUCUCUCUGGCAGAACGCCUGGGCUCGGUGCCAAACUCCCCGGACAUCGAGGGCGGUACCACCGUGUUGGGCCUGAACCGCUUUCAAUUCGUGCGUCUUAUGAUCCGAGGUGGUUAUUGCAGCCCGGUGUCGGUGCUGGUGUUGCGAUUGCUGAAUGAGGGUCUUCGUUCUGGUUGA